Messenger RNA from Pistacia vera, 1236 nucleotides. RefSeq lists its product as uncharacterized. The transcript has 3 exons. NCBI's taxonomy places the organism in Eukaryota, Viridiplantae, Streptophyta, Magnoliopsida, Sapindales, Anacardiaceae. The record is from RefSeq and is a predicted model, not a curated record. The coding region runs from base 1 to 1236 and encodes 411 amino acids.
AUGUUGGCAACAGUAGCUCUCGGUUUUCUAGCUCGCAGCCGAAGAGAUUCUGCAGCUGAUAAUGUUUUAAAGCUCCAAGCAUUUUGGGCACCUUUCCUUCUGCUGCACCUUGGUGGCCCCGAUACUAUCACAGCUUACGCCUUAAAUGAUAAUGAGUUUUGGCUAAGACACUUUCUUCAGUUUGUGUUCCAAGUUGGAGUAGCAUUUUAUGUCUUUAUACCAUCUUGGAGGAACAAAGAUGCUUUCAGAUUUAUGGCCAUUCCAGUGUUUAUUGCUGGAAUAAUUAAGUAUGGAGAGAGAAUUUUGGUGCUCUACUCUUCAAGCGCCAAGCAAGUUAAAGAUUCCUUGCGUUCACCUCAUGAUUUUUCCAAUGAUCCUCUAAAACUAGAGAAUCGUGAGAAAAAAGAAGGGUCUGAAAAGAAGUCAACAGAUCCUUCAAACCUAGAGGACAAAAAAGAAGAGUGUCUCUAUGCCGAUUUAGUUCUCGAUCAUGAUGAAAGAAAAGAAACUUACUCUCUUCUCAGCAAGAAGUCAGCCAAAGAAGCCUUCAAAUUGGUAGCAACUGAGCUUGGAUUCAUGUAUGAUUCUUCCUAUUCACCAAGUGACAUCUCCAUAACUUAUGUACUAUUAGUUGGAGCUAUCUUUCUGGAGGUUUAUGCAUUCAUCGUGCUUCUUUUCUCUGACUGGACAAAAUAUUGGUUGACCAAGCGUAAUUAUAUGUCCAUUAAUAAAUGUUCUAUUGGUUUACUCUCCAACGACAACAAAAGGUGGUCAGGAUCCAUUGGUCAGUACAAUCUAUUAAAUUUUUCUCUUUUUGAGUACAAAUUUUUCGAAACUUCCUCGAUGAUGGAAGAGACUAUGAAGCGAUUUGGAAUCAAAGAACUGAUAGAGAAGUGCGGAUAUUUGAGUUGGAAAGAAGUGGAUAAUGGCCUGCUAGAAAUGAUCUUCAAACAGUUUCUUGAGAAAAGCAAAGACAUUAAAGAAGAUCCUUUUGAUAACAAGAAAUUGAAAGAAUUGUUAGGUUGGAGAGGUGAUUAUGUGCUAAGCAAAAGCAACUAUGUUAAUGAAUCUCAUGGGAGUACAAUUGAGGUGGAGUUUGAUUACUGUCUUCUUCUUUGGCACAUCACUACUGAUCUUUGUUGUUACGAUGAUAUCCGUAACCUGAAAGAGGUCAAAAACCUCCACCAGAAUGCAAAAUUAGCAAAGGGUUAUCAGAUUAUAUGUUAUAUCUUUUAA